GUACACUAUUAUUAUCGUCCACCCGCGAGCACGCGCGCGCGGAGCGCCUUGACGUCCUCGCCCGCCCGCCGGACGGCCUCGAGCAUCUCGUUGCCUUUAACUGGCGCGCCGCGCGACUCGAGCGCGAGCACCGCGGCGUCGUCGCGCGCCGCGUCCAGGACCACGUCCACGGCGCAUCCGCCGCAGUCGACCGAAACCGCCAGGGGUAUCGCUCGCAUCGGCGCGCGCGCGUCUAACAACGCCAGCGACGCCGCGUUCAGCGCGCACCGCUGCGCCGCCGUCUGGUCGUCGGCGAUCACGAGGCAGAAGACCGUCGUCACGCGCCGCGGGCACGCGGCGGCGUCGAGCGCGGCGCCCAGCGACGCAUGUAACGCGUCCUCCACCGCCUUUUCGGCGGCGUUGCGGUCCUUGACCGACGACCGCGCGGCGAGUUGCGCCCGGAUCUCGAGGCCGCCGCGACCGGGGUCCUGCGACGCCGCGCGGUCGGUUCGAUGCGUGGGGCCGUCGACCGUCGCCACGACUUCGGUCGCGCCGUCGCGCCAGCGGCAGGAGCCCUGCGCGUCCUCCGUGCAGCCCUGCUCGAAGUCGACGCCGUCGCUCCUGUCCUCGCUGUCAUCAAGCUCCAUGGUGCAGCGAUGGCGUGCCCGCAGCGAUGCCCGUUUGCGCCGAGCUUUGUGCACUAUCCCGUAUGCAACCAGAAUGCAGGUAAUUAGCGCCUGCACCGACCUGUAAUGGCUGCAAUGGCUG
This is a messenger RNA of Pelagomonas calceolata, 747 nucleotides long. The record is from the annotation of a GenBank genome assembly. Lineage: Eukaryota; Pelagophyceae; Pelagomonadales; Pelagomonadaceae.